GCCUGGAAGGCGCGUGCGGGAGGGCGCGAGCUGCAGGUGGGGACUACGGAGACCGACCAGGGGCACGCAUCCCACCGGGUCAGGCUGACGCUGGACGGUGUAGAUUUUCUUGGGAUCGCGAGUCCCAGAAACAACCAGGACGCUCAGAAGCGCACUGCUGGCUUUGGGACGUCAAGAGCUUCUUUAGAAGCAUCCUGCAUCAAUCCGGAAGCUGCUGUCCUGUCAUGGAGGGAGAGGAGAAGCCAGCUCAAGAGGCUGAUAUGGAACCCGUGGUAACAUCAGGGGCCUCGGAAUCAGUGCCAAGGGUGCUUUCCGGAGACCCUCAAAACAUCUCUGACGUGGACGCCUUCAACUUGCUCCUGGAGAUGAAACUGAAGCGGCGGCGUGAGCGGCCCAACCUUCCACGUACUGUGACCCAGCUGGUGGCCGAGGAUGGGAGCAGGGUGUACGUGGUGGGCACUGCUCACUUCAGUGAUGACAGCAAGCGGGAUGUAGUGAAGACUAUCCGGGAGGUGCAGCCUGAUGUGGUAGUUGUGGAACUCUGUCAGUACCGUGUGUCCAUGCUGAAGAUGGAUGAGAAAACACUGCUACGAGAGGCCAAGGAGGUCAGCCUGGAGAAGCUGCAACAGGCUGUCAGGCAGAAUGGGCUCAUGUCUGGACUCAUGCAGAUGCUGCUGCUGAAGGUGUCGGCCCACAUCACUGAGCAGUUAGGCAUGGCCCCUGGUGGCGAGUUCAGGGAAGCCUUCAAGGAGGCCAGCAAGGUACCAUUCUGCAAAUUCCACUUGGGUGACCGGCCCAUCCCAGUCACCUUUAAGAGGGCCAUUGCUGCACUCUCCUUCUGGCAGAAGGUCAAACUGGCCUGGGGCCUGUGCUUCCUGUCGGACCCAAUCAGCAAAGAUGACGUAGAGCGCUGCAAGCAGAAGGACCUGUUGGAGCAGAUGAUGGCAGAGAUGAUUGGGGAGUUUCCUGACUUGCACCGAACCAUUGUCUCAGAGCGUGAUAUCUAUUUGACUUAUACUGCACAGCGCCUUGAGCUUCCCCGCGCCUCUGAUGCUGAGCCCAGGAAGUGCGUCCCAUCUGUGGUUGUGGGUGUCGUUGGCAUGGGUCAUGUGCCUGGCAUUGAGAAGAACUGGAGUACUGACCUCAACAUCCAGGAGAUCAUGACAGUUCCCCCUCCGUCCAUCUCUGGCAGAGUGUCCCGGGUGGCUGUGAAGGCUGCCUUCUUUGGCCUGCUGGGCUACAGUCUUUACUGGAUGGGCCGUCGAACCAUGAACGUGGUCCUAUCACUGCCUGCUGCGCAGUUCUGCCUUCAGAGGGUGAGCGAGACCUGGCCAGGCCGGUAGGAGGACCAUACAAAGAAGAGACCACACCCCGGGGCUCUACUCCUCUGCAUCACAUCUGGUGCUCCCAAGGAGCUGGCACCACCUGUCCGGGGAUGUCCCUGGGUGCAGAUGCAUCCAAGCCACCCCCUAUGGGGGCUUAGGCCAGGCUUACCCUACCUUCCCUAUGCCUAGCCCUCCCAAAUAAAGAAUAUUUAAUUGUCUGA
Molecule: messenger RNA, 1546 nt
Organism: Arvicola amphibius (Eurasian water vole)
Lineage: Eukaryota; Metazoa; Chordata; Mammalia; Rodentia; Cricetidae
Product: traB domain-containing protein-like
Source: RefSeq, a predicted model, not a curated record